CUUGGCUGGAUUUCUAUUGCUUGUUGGAUCGUCGUCUAUUCUCCACAAAUCUAUGAAAACUACUUGCUUCAAUCUGGCGAAGGCCUUAGCGUUUUAUUCGUCACCGUAUGGAUUUUAGGCGAUCUCUUCAAUCUCAUUGGUGCAGUAUUAGGGGGCUUAUUGCCCACCGUCAUCAUCCUCGCUUGCUAUUAUACGAUCUGCGAUCUUAUACUCCUCUGUCAGAUCUAUUACUUUCGCUGGAAACGUAACCGGACGGGGCAAGGAGAACACGGAGAAGAAACACCUUUACUCUCCGGCGAUGACCGACAAACCGUGGAGAUAACCCCAGUCAAAAUCGUAGCCGCUCGUUACAUGAGCGCGCUUUUAUUCGUCGUUGCCGUGGGCAUUGCGGCGUGCAAAAUCAGCAAUAAACCUGAUGUUGAGGAGGCAACGACGAUUAAGUCUUUGCUAAUGGAGCGGUGGUGGCUUGUUCAAACUCUAGGGUGGUCAAGUGCCCUGCUUUUCCUCGGUGCACGCGUUCCACAGAUCCUAAAAAACUUCAAAACGCGGUGUGAGGGCUUGUCGCCUGCUCUCUUCUUCUUUGCAAUCUUUGGAAACACGAGUUACGCAUGGUCGAUUUGUGCGAAAAGUAUGGAUAGGGGAUAUUUAAUCAAAAAUGCUGGCUGGUUAGCAGGUGAGUGUUUGACGAGUGGCAUUGCGUACGCUGUACUGUGCCAGUUUAUCUAUUAU
Messenger RNA from Laccaria bicolor S238N-H82, 729 nucleotides. RefSeq lists its product as uncharacterized. NCBI's taxonomy places the organism in Eukaryota, Fungi, Basidiomycota, Agaricomycetes, Agaricales, Hydnangiaceae. Gene Ontology annotation, cellular component: fungal-type vacuole membrane. Gene Ontology annotation, biological process: basic amino acid transmembrane export from vacuole. The annotation marks the transcript as partial. The transcript has 6 exons. The record is from RefSeq and is a predicted model, not a curated record.